AUGGAUGAACAUUUGAUUGCAACUAUUAACAAGUUACAGGAUGCGUUAGCGCCUCUUGGUGGAGGAUCGUCUUCGCCUGUUGAUUUACCACAAAUCACCGUUGUCGGAUCACAAUCUUCUGGUAAAUCUUCUGUAUUGGAGAAUAUUGUAGGGCGAGAUUUCUUGCCCAGAGGAACUGGUAUCGUUACUAGAAGGCCUUUGGUUUUACAAUUGAUAAAUAGGAGAGCUACUCCAAAUAAAGAUAAAAAGGAUUUGGUUGAUAUCAACUCAACAGAAGAUGGUGGACAAACUGAGAAUAACGCCGACGAGUGGGGUGAGUUUUUACAUUUACCAGGUAAGAAGUUUUACAAUUUUGAAGAUAUUAGAAACGAGAUUGUCCGUGAGACUGAUGCCAAGACUGGGAAGAACUUGGGAAUUUCACCGGUUCCUAUCAAUUUGAGAAUCUACUCGCCACAUGUGUUGACCUUGACCUUGGUUGAUUUGCCGGGGUUGACAAAGGUGCCUGUUGGUGACCAGCCAAAGGAUAUUGAAAGGCAAAUUAGGGAGAUGAUUAUGAAGUUUAUCUCGAAGCCAAAUGCCAUCAUUUUGUCGGUGAAUGCCGCAAAUACCGAUUUGGCCAACUCAGACGGGUUGAAAUUGGCAAGAGAAGUUGAUCCAGAAGGGUCAAGAACUAUUGGUGUGUUGACCAAAGUUGAUCUUAUGGACCAAGGAACCGAUGUUAUUGAUAUAUUGGCUGGUAGAGUUAUUCCACUUAGAUUUGGUUAUGUUCCAGUUAUUAAUAGGGGUCAAAAGGAUAUCGAGAGCAAAAAGACAAUUAGAGAAGCAUUGAGAGAUGAAGCUGCGUUUUUCGAAAACCAUCCGUCUUAUAGAGCUAAAGCUCAGUUUUGUGGUACUCCUUAUUUGGCCAAGAAGUUGAACGGUAUCUUGUUGCAUCACAUCAAGAGUACAUUACCCGACAUUAAAAUGAGGAUCGAGCACUCUUUAAAGAAGUACCAGUCUGAGUUACAGUUAUUGGGACCAGAAAUGUCAGAAUCACCUGCAUCUAUUGCAUUGAAUAUGAUCACCAACUUCACCAAGGAUUAUACGGGAAUUUUAGAUGGGGAGGCAAAAGAGUUGAGUUCGGCUGAGUUAACUGGUGGUGCACGUAUUUCGUUUGUGUUUCACGAGAUUUUUAAAAACGGUAUCACGGCUUUGGACCCAUAUGAUCAAAUUAAGGAUGCCGAUAUAAGAACUAUUUUACACAAUACAUCGGGUUCGGCCCCAUCUUUGUUUGUGGGCACUGCAGCUUUUACAGUAUUGGUCAAACAGCAAAUUAAAAGAAUGGAAGAUCCAGCUAUAAGAUGCAUCAAUUUGAUUUUCGAUGAAUUGGUGCGUAUCUUGUCGCAAAUCAUUAGUCAACCGCAAUACUCGAGGUACCCAGCUUUGAAGGAGCAAUUGUCAAACCAUUUUAUUCAGUAUUUGAGAGAAGCUUUAAUCCCAACCAAUGGCUUUGUUUCUGAUAUAAUCAAGUCAGAAGAGACUUAUAUCAACACAGCUCAUCCCGAUUUGUUAACUGGUACUCAAGCAAUGGCAUACGUUGAAGAGAAAUUCCACCCUAAACCGCAAGUUGCUGUUGAUCCAAAGACCGGCAAACCAUUACCUCAGCAGCAACAACCACAACAACCUGCCGCCAAUGCCAACAUCCCCAAAACAGAUGAAAACAGUAAUGGAUUUUUCGGAGGAUUCUUUUCUUCCAAGAAUAAAAAGAGAUUACAACAAAUGGAAGCACCUCCUCCAGUGUUGAGAGCAACAGGUACCAUGACUGAAAGAGAAACCAUGGAAACUGAAGUGAUUAAAUUGUUGAUUUCAUCAUACUACAAUAUUGUCAAGAGAACUGUUGCCGAUAUUGUCCCCAAGGCAAUUGUGUUGAAGUUGAUAAAUCGAUCAAAAGAGGAUAUUCAAAAGGAAUUAUUGGAAAAGAUGUAUAAUAACCCUGAAUUGCCCGAUUUGGUGAAGGAGAAUGAGUUGACAGUACAAAAGAGAAAGGAGUGUAUUAGGAUGGUUGAAGUGUUGAGAAAUGCUAGUGAAAUUGUGUCUAGUGUGUAG
Lodderomyces margitis is the source of this 2085-nucleotide messenger RNA. RefSeq names its product dynamin-like GTPase (gene VPS1). The transcript has a single exon. Bases 1 to 2085 code for a protein of 694 amino acids. Gene Ontology annotation, biological process: peroxisome organization. Gene Ontology annotation, molecular function: GTPase activity; GTP binding; microtubule binding. NCBI's taxonomy places the organism in Eukaryota, Fungi, Ascomycota, Pichiomycetes, Serinales, Debaryomycetaceae. The record is from RefSeq and is a predicted model, not a curated record. Gene Ontology annotation, cellular component: membrane; microtubule; peroxisome.